Molecule: messenger RNA, 4091 nt
Organism: Betta splendens (Siamese fighting fish)
Lineage: Eukaryota; Metazoa; Chordata; Actinopteri; Anabantiformes; Osphronemidae
Gene: plpp4
Product: phospholipid phosphatase 4
Exons: 7
Coding region: 441-1310 (289 amino acids)
Biological process (GO): phospholipid metabolic process
Molecular function (GO): phosphatidate phosphatase activity
Source: RefSeq, a predicted model, not a curated record
UUUGACUCUACACACUGGUGACGCUCAGAGUCUCUCUCUCUUUUCUUUGCUGUCUCCCAUCACUUUCACGCUUAGUUCAGACCCACACCUCCAAUGUUUUCCCACAUUUGCCGAGGUCUCCUGCUCCCCAAACUCCGGUAAUUGACAGAGGAGGAAGGAGACUUUCUCCUGAUAGAGAAGCAGCUGUCAGUGGCAGAGUUGAAAAUUCGCUCAAAGCAGCUGAAGCGGACGGAGGCGAAAGGAGACGGAAGCGAAGGCGAGGAAAAGGGAAGACUGCUUCUUCAGGUGACCGAGAGGCGAUGGAGGCGCACGGCGUGCGUGAUUAGGCAGCAGCCCCGCAGGACGCGCUCCGUUGUUGAGGUGGAUUACAAAGUACAGCAAGCUUCAGGACAGACUGAGGACGCCUUCGUCGAAUUCUCGUGACGGAUUAUCGUAUAACCAUGAACGUGUCGCCCCCAGACCGCAGGAAAAACGUGCGAGAACUGGCUUUGGAGAUCGGCAUCCGAGUUCUGCUGUUCGGAGUUUUUGUAUUUACAGAGUUUCUGGAGCCCUUCGAGAGAGUGAUCCAACCAGAGGAGCUUUGGCUCUACAAGAACCCUCUGGUCGAAUCAGACCACAUUCCCAAGAGGGUCAUGUUCGCAAUUUCAUUUCUUACCCCACUGGCGGUGAUAUUUGUGGUGAAGAUAAUCCAAAGGACGGACAAGACAGAGAUCAAAGAGGCAUGUUUGGCCGUGUCCCUAGCUCUCGCCCUGAAUGGAGUCUUCACAAAUACCAUCAAGCUGAUUGUCGGCAGACCCCGGCCUGAUUAUUUCCAGCGCUGUUUCCCAGACGGACAGAUGAAUGUGAAGAUGGUGUGCAGCGGUGAGCCGGACCUGGUCUCAGAGGGACGGAAGAGCUUUCCCAGCAGCCACUCCUCCUUCGCCUUCUCCGGCCUCGGCUUCACCUCGUUCUACCUGGCAGGGAAGCUGCAGUGCUUCACGGAGCAGGGCCGAGGCCGUAGCUGGCGCCUCUGCGCCACCGUGCUGCCGCUCUACAGCGCCAUGAUGAUCGCGCUGUCCCGCACCUGCGACUACAAGCACCACUGGCAAGACGCCUUCGUCGGAGGAGUGAUCGGCCUGCUGUUUGCCUACAUUUGCUACCGCCAGCACUACCCUCCAUUCAUGCACAUGGACUGCCACCUGCCUUACGCCAGCCUGGGCGGCGCCGCCGCCGCCGCCGUCCACGUGCCCCCGCGCCCCCAGGACGACCCGCAGCCCACCGACAACGCCACCACCCUCCCCCUGGAGGGCUUGACCGAGGGGCCGGUAUGACUAGUGGCCCCCACCGAGACACCCCCCAGCCCCCCCACCGAGCCGCUGAGCCCCCCUCCACACGCCCAGUGACCGAGCGGCUCUCGGGUACAUUCCAGUGGGCAGUUUUAGCCCCUCACCAUCUCCAUAGAGUCUCGGUGACACUCACAUACUUUUGCGUUUUUUUAUUUUUAUAUAUAUAUAUAUAUAUAUAUAUGGUUCUUGCUCAGCAGCCGUAAGAGUCUAUAUUUAGACUUGAUAUAUGAGAGGAAUGUUUGAAUAUGGGACAUCGCCGCUGAGAGGGAGGAGAGGAGACGAAGCCCUGAGGAAGCAGGCUUCACUAAUGCCAGAGAAGGAACGUGACAAUAUGGCAAGGUUUUGCUAGAAGAGUUUUUAUUUAGCGAGGAGAGCGGCUGGCACCUUGUUUUGUGCUAUGAGGCAUCCAGUGUUUAGAGACUGAGGCAGCUGGGGACGCACUGAGAGCUCCCAUGGGCUGUCGCAGCAUUCAGACCAUGAAAUCAAGCCAAUUAAAUAGUUUAAAUGUUGCGUCUUAGAUGGUAAAGCUCGAAGCAAAUGAUGGGGUUUUGUUACGUGUUCAGAAAGUCCUUUAAAUUCACACCUGCGCUGCUUCUAUUGCUUUUUCUAUGUCCACAGCUAAAUUAUGACAAACACAAAACCACAACACUUUUAGAGCGACGCACCGGUCCAUAUCUGGGACAAAAACGUAAUAAUAAAUUCCUCCAUUUCUCCUCGUUCUCCUGGGCUUGCGUCGGGUCCCCUCCCUCGUGCCUCUGUCUCGCGUUGUCGCCGUCAAACUUUGUUUUUCGCAGCCUCUGCGUUCGACGCCGUCCCAGAGCUGGCGCCGGGCUCCAAAUUGUGGCUCUGUAGGUUCAAUCAAUAACAGGCAUGUGGGAAUAACACACCCGGAAGUAAUGUGCGGAGGCACAAACUCCAAUCUGAGUGCGCAUUAAUCCUCAUUAAGGGAGGUCGGCUGCUCCUGCUUAUGAGAACAUUAGACUAUGUGACGUGCCCCAGCAAUGCAAAUUGCUUUCAGUUCACUGUAGCCCCUCAAAUAGACAAUCUCGCAUUCAGCCGAUGACAGCCCUGAACCCAGGACGGCCAUUUUAAUGUAUUAUUCAUCCAUUACUGUUCCAUUAUUUAUUAAUACAUCCAGCCUUAAUUUGGCGACAUAUUCAAAUGAAGCAGACGCCAAACAGUUGUAUAUUUUCUCUAUCAAGUUUGAAUGUACCCCGUUAGACUUUAUUAACCCACGUCGCUGGUUUCUGACCAUCAGCAGAACCUUUUACAGGUUCUGUCAGAGGAUGAUGGAGCACAAAGGCCCAGUCUCAGCUCACCCACAACCCAAUCAGGCAAAGACCAUCAUGUGCCCUGAAUGUUCCCCAAGCGGGGAAAUCAUAUCUGCGUGUGAUUCCCUUUAGUUUCUGCUUUUGUCCGUCUCCACUGUCGGAAACUCAGCUGAGAGCUGUCAGCAGCGGCUGACGUCUGUUUCGUUGGGUUCACAGCUCGGCCCGUGCACGGGUUCACGCGGUAAAAGCUUGUGUUUUGUGUAAACACCAUGAGCCUCAGUUAAGCACCGUCACUAAUGCAGCCCAUUGGCGGCUCCAUGUGUGCGCGCAGGUGUUGACCAGACCUGUCUCACACUGAUGCAAUACAACGUAUGAGACUUUCCAAAGGAUGGAGGCGCGAGGUGCUCGACUCCAGACCAUCAGACUCUUGACAGGACUUGACAAGACUCUGAGAGUCGACAGGAGAACAGCUCCAGACCUUUCUACUGGUUCCAUCAGCAAAGACUGCGAUGUUUCAACAUCUUGAAAGUGAGCGGGAUGCAGAUGCGACACGUUUGGCAUCUUGUUUUCUUCUAUUGAUGGUUUAGUGUAUGUGUUGUUCAGAAAGUUUGUAAGAGUAUUUUUUUUUUUUUUAACGAUUUCAAAUCAUUCCAUGAUUAGUUUUCAUUUGGUGCUAUAGAUACUUUUGUAGCAGUGGAUCUAACUUUUUUUCAAAUGGUGGGUUUGUCAUUUUGACAUGAAAGUCAUUUUCUACAGAAAAGGGAAAAAAGUGAAUAUUCUACAUCUUUUUUUCAAUUUAAAUGCUCAAGGGCAACCGGUGUUCGUUCCUUUGUGUGUUCUUUCAGUCAUUUCUCCUUCCCAAAGACGGAUGGGACACAAGAAAAAUACUGGAGCAUAACAAAUUUAUUAUCAAUUAUAAUGAAUAGACGUCUGAAGAAAAAACGAGUGUAAGAUGUACGAGUCUUUGUUCAUGGCAUGCCGUUCCAUUUGUGAGAAAAGGUUGUUUUCUAUGAAUAAGCAUGUCUUGCCUUGAGAAGUGUUUAAGCCGUGUUUUGCUGUUUAUAUACUUUUAUGAAGCCUUCAACGAAAUGACUGCAGCUGUGUGAAAUUUGUCCAUGGAGGGAACAAAAGGAGCCCAGCAGCUGGAGCCCGCGUUUGAGCCAGAGCUCUCGCUUACAGCACAUCAUUAGGAACAGAUGAAGGUUCGGGGACGUUUAUAUUAAAAACUUUCCAGGCUGUAAUCAGAUCAUAGUGGGUACUGUCCUUUAUUAUAUGCAAAUGAACAAUCUUACGGCGUGCAGCAGCCGUCGCUGGAAUGAACUUUGUCCUGGGUUCAUUUGAACGGAUUUAUGCUUUUGUGGCUCUGCUGUGAGACUGCACAAAGCUGAGCGCGUGUGUGUGAAUGUAACUUUGUUCUAAACGUGUGCUGUGCUUUUCUGGAUCAUUUGUGUUGCACUGUUGUUUAGGGACUUUCCAAUAAAUGUGUGGAUGCUCA